Molecule: messenger RNA, 1989 nt
Organism: Anguilla anguilla (European eel)
Lineage: Eukaryota; Metazoa; Chordata; Actinopteri; Anguilliformes; Anguillidae
Gene: rab35b
Product: RAB35, member RAS oncogene family b
Exons: 6
Coding region: 382-987 (201 amino acids)
Biological process (GO): endocytic recycling
Cellular component (GO): plasma membrane; endosome membrane
Molecular function (GO): GTP binding; GTPase activity
Source: RefSeq, a predicted model, not a curated record
GUGGAACUGUUCUACAGAUUUUCUACGUCGAUGUGUCCAGCACAAUUUUCAUUUAGAUGAGAUGUGCAUUAAUCGCGCUAGUGAAAUACGUCUUGCGUGUAUUGCGCUUGCGUAGUGGACACGGGUCUCGCAGGGUUGGGUGCAGAGAUACUUCCACAGAAGGAAGCGGAGUUUCCGGCUGUUUGCUGCGGAGAGGGAGGACUGCUGACACCGCGAAACCCCUACGAAAAGACGCCGGUUUGGGGGGAAAACACUUGGACACCCGGAGAAAUACGUCUGUCCCACACUGGGGGAGGACUGACUGUCCGGACCAAGUGUUCUGGAGAGUGAGAGGGGACGAGCAGCGGCGUAAAAGGCGGGGGAAACCCACUAACUACCGGCAUGGCUAGGGACUACGAUUACCUCUUUAAGCUGCUCAUCAUCGGUGACAGCGGGGUGGGAAAGAGCAGUCUCCUACUACGAUUCGCAGACAACACGUUUUCAGGUAGCUACAUCACCACCAUCGGGGUGGACUUCAAGAUCCGGACGGUGGAGAUCAACGGCGAGAAGGUGAAGCUGCAGAUCUGGGACACGGCGGGACAGGAGCGCUUCCGCACCAUCACGUCGACGUACUACAGGGGAACCCACGGCGUAAUCGUGGUUUAUGACGUGACCAGCGCCGAAUCAUUCGUCAACGUUAAACGGUGGCUCCACGAGAUCAAUCAGAACUGUGACGACGUCUGUCGAAUAUUAGUGGGGAACAAAAACGACGACCCCAGCUCGAAAGUGGUGGAGACCAACGACGCGCAGAAGUUCGCCGAGCAGAUGGGGAUCAGCCUCUUUGAGACCAGUGCGAAAGAAAAUCUGAACGUGGAGGAGAUGUUUAACUGCAUCACAGAACUGGUGCUGAGAGCUAAGAAAGAGGUCAUGGCCAAGCAGCAGCAGCAGCAACAGAACGACGUGGUCAAGCUUUCCAAGGGCACUAAACGGAAGAAAAAAUGCUGCUAACGAAACUGUCGAGUGAAGAUUUAAAAACAAAACAAAACACCGCCACAUACACAAACAAAAAGCAUCUACAACAAACGAAACCACACGGGGAAUAAGACUCCAGCAAACUAAUUUAAGAGAAGAUGAAGAUUUAUUAAUGAAAUUAUGUCAAAUAAAAAGAUAUAAAUAAAAGGUCCCUUUUGGACAAAAUGAAUCCUAAGGACUUAAAAAAAAAAAAAAAAAUGUACAGAUUUUAUUAGAGGGAGUUUUAUUUGGAAUUGAGCGGUUAUGUGACGGUAUUUAACGGGGUCCUUCUGGGUUGAGAAGGAGCAGGAAGCUCACUGCCACCGCAGUGCUCAGAUUUAUAUAUGAAAUAUUAAUAUUUCUCUGCAUCAGUAUAUAUAUUUUCUCCUUCCGCAUCACACGGGACUUUUAGGAAUCAAGUGAAACUGCACCUGGAAAGGAGAAGAGUUGUUUUGUUUUUAAUUUGUUUUUUUGUUUGUUUUUUUUUUUGUUUUUUUCGGUAAAGGGGAUGUUAGAAUUACUGGGGUGGGAUUUUUUCUCUUUUAGGAGGGGGAUUUCCGUCUUUUUUCCAUUUUCAAACUUGCCUGCAGUUUCUAUUGUUUUAGUUCAAUGCCAACGAAUCAUGAACUUUAAAAAAGAAAAAGAAAAAAAGAAUUUAUCGGGAAAAAUGACCAGAGCAAUGUUUUAAAUUUGAAAAUUUGUCAUUUGAUCUGUUAGAAAAAACCUGUGACCUGCAUCUUGUUUUUUUAUUUUAUUUUAUUAUUUCUCUUCUCUAUUUUGCCAAGCCUCUUCGACUCCCCCUCUACCUCCAGCAAAAAGACACCACGGCACUAUUAGGUUUUUCAGCACCCGGCCUGUGUUUUUAAGUAAAGGCAAAGAGCAGCCAGCCGCUAACUUGGACCUGACAGUACAUUUGCCAUUCUCUUCAGUCUUACUAUGAGCCUUUUCGUCAGAUUUUUUUUUAUGUUUUAUUUUUUACUAAUGAUAAUACCACCGUGA